Molecule: messenger RNA, 729 nt
Organism: Chrysoperla carnea
Lineage: Eukaryota; Metazoa; Arthropoda; Insecta; Neuroptera; Chrysopidae
Gene: TpnC25D
Product: troponin C
Exons: 4
Coding region: 173-628 (151 amino acids)
Molecular function (GO): enzyme regulator activity; calcium ion binding
Source: RefSeq, a predicted model, not a curated record
CAUUUUAGUUUUAAUAUUAAAUUUAUUAUAACUCAAAAAAAUAGGAGGUAGACAUCGCGUGGCGAACAGGAUUUAUAGGGACACGCGGUGAUUUGUGUUUAGUGUGGAUACCAUCUUCAGGGGUUUGAUUUUUUGUUUGGAUUAAUAACUGAGCAAAACUACUUAAAACAAAAUGGAUGACAGUGACGAUCAAAAAAUGGCAAUCAUGCGUAAAGCAUUCCAAAUGUUUGACACCACAAAAUCUGGUUUCAUUGAAACAUUAAAAAUUUCCACCAUUUUAAAUACAAUGGGUCAAUUAUUCGAUGAUGCUGAAUUAACGGCAUUAAUUGAAGAAAAUGAUCCAGAAAGUUCUGGAAAAGUAAAUUUUGAUGCCUUCUGUAAUAUUGCUGCACAUUUCUUAGAAGAAGAAGAUGCUGAAGCUAUGCAACAAGAAUUAAAAGAAGCUUUUCGGUUAUACGACCGUGAAGGAAAUGGCUACAUCACAACAGGUACACUUAAAGAAAUUUUAGCAGCGUUAGACGAUAAAUUAAGUAACACAGAAUUAGAUGGCAUUAUUGCUGAAAUUGAUACAGAUGGAUCUGGAACAGUAGAUUUUGAUGAAUUCAUGGAAAUGAUGACUGGUGAUUAAGGUGAUGAAGACCGGACCAAAGAAUUCCACACGCACACCAAUACCAAAACAUAUCAACAUUUUCAAAUUUGAAGCAAAAAAAAAAAAAAAAUUGUGAUCAU